UUUAUUAACCCCCUCCAAAAAAAAAUAUACGUUUCAAAAUCGACGGCUGAUAGAUAUACUAAACAAGCGUUUCAUAUAGUUGACUGAUGACAAAAGUCUGCAACUGCGUUUCGAUAAAGCGGAUUGAUUCGCUUCUUCUCCCAACAUUCCUGAGAAACCAAGAAAAGCGAAUCUAGGGUUAAAGAUGGCGAUGAAGAAGGCUAAAGAGAUCGUUUCCAGCAAUGCCGUCGUUGUUUUCAGCAAGUCGUAUUGCCCAUACUGUGUGAAAGUGAAAGAUCUUUUGAAGAAACUGGGAGCUAGAUUCAUCGCAGUUGAGCUCGACAAAGAAAGUGAUGGUGCCCAAGUUCAAUCAGCUCUGGCAGAAUGGACAGGACAACGCACCGUUCCCAAUGUAUUCAUAGGUGAAAAACACAUCGGUGGCUGCGAUUCGGUAACCAACCUGCACAGAGGCGGUAAGUUGGUUCCUCUGUUAACUGUGUCCAAACCAAGUUCAAAAAUCCGGUCCAGUAUCACAAAAGCCCGACAAGGAGAUAAUAUGCCCACGGAAGUUGAGGGUCCGUCCCGAGCUAGGAAGACAAGCCACACUGAACUGACAUGGUCAAAGCAAAAACAGAAAGGAGGUCGGAACAUUAAAUAUGAUUUUAAAGACACUUGAUACUUGCCAAAGAUCACGUCACCAUUAUGAUCCGCUCCUCAACAUCCAUAAAAGAAGGACCAUGGAGAAAGAGAGGGAGAUCCGAAUUUCUUCAUAUCAAACCUAUAGUCUAAAUACUUUUGUACUCUCUUAUUCUCUGAUACCCCAGAGUCACCAUUGUUGUAUCACUUGUGUGAGAAAAGAAAUUAAAAAAAUAAAUGUUUAAAAUUGUUUGUUUUAGAAAUU
Messenger RNA from Brassica napus (rape), 880 nucleotides. Its product is annotated as glutaredoxin. NCBI's taxonomy places the organism in Eukaryota, Viridiplantae, Streptophyta, Magnoliopsida, Brassicales, Brassicaceae. The coding region runs from base 185 to 655 and encodes 156 amino acids. The transcript is spliced from 4 exons. Gene Ontology annotation, molecular function: glutathione disulfide oxidoreductase activity. Gene Ontology annotation, biological process: cellular response to oxidative stress. The record is from RefSeq and is a predicted model, not a curated record. Gene Ontology annotation, cellular component: cytoplasm.